Molecule: messenger RNA, 1347 nt
Organism: Drepanopeziza brunnea f. sp. 'multigermtubi' MB_m1
Lineage: Eukaryota; Fungi; Ascomycota; Leotiomycetes; Helotiales; Drepanopezizaceae
Biological process (GO): regulation of transcription by RNA polymerase II
Molecular function (GO): DNA-binding transcription factor activity, RNA polymerase II-specific; RNA polymerase II cis-regulatory region sequence-specific DNA binding; protein dimerization activity
Source: RefSeq, a predicted model, not a curated record
AUGGGUUCGUCGAAACCACAGAACCGGGACAUGCCUUUCGGUUAUUCAUUCGAUGCCGAGUCGCAAUUUCCCAUUCCCUUGCCUACAGCGCCAGCCCCUGGGCACGCUCUACUCACCGAGAGUGACUUUAUGUAUAUGGACAGCUUCUUUGCCGGACUUAGCUCGGACCAGUUUGGCUAUGAAUUCCUCAACGAUCAACCUGGCGGCUCCGAGCUGGAACAUGCAUGGGAUGAUAUACCACCAGACUUUAUGGGAACUACCUCUUCGUUCGGUCAGCAGCCUCACAUGGGGCCGCACCAGGUACCACCUGAUACGAAUUACGGAGGUAUGAAUCCGCCUAUGCACACCGGCCCUCCCAUAGCAUCUUGCACAUCCGCGGACGUCUUGGCUGCGGCGUCGGUAUUACAAAAUGGACCAUUGCAAAAUGGAUCUGCUGGUCGCCCACCUAGUUUGGCUGAUGGGGUGUUGCCUGAUAUAUACCAUCCAAACGGCCAACCUAGAGCCCAGUCGAUGUCGCUUUAUCCAUCUAGGGCGCCAGCAGAAUUUCCGCCACGGCCACAUGAUUACGGGCGAGACAAUCUUUACACAGACAUGAUGUUCGGAGGGCAGCCGGACAGGUCGAUGCAGCAGCAGCCAGGAUCAUUUCGAAAGGUUGACAUCCGUUGGGGGUCAGACGCAGGCUUUAACAUCGGUCCAAGUCUCACAAAUCCAUUCAUCCAGGAUAACGAUGCAUCCUCAGGCAACCCCUUCAAGGAAAUUGUCGACAACGCACUCUCUUUAAACAUACCAAGCAGUGCCGAUACUACCCAACCGCCAAGUCCGUUACCCAAAGCUCGAGAUAAUGACGACGGACAGGAUUCUAGGCCUCGAAAAAGAAGAAAGAGUAAAUUCAAAGAAGAUGAGGAAGAAGAGGAAGAAGAAAAUGAGGAAGAGGAGGAGGAGGAAGAGGAGGAAGAAGAAGAAGACGAGGAAGGCGAAGAAGUACCCGUAGCGAGCAAGAGCGCCAAAAAGCGAAAGUCAGGCAAGAAGGCAGCAACUGAAUCUCAACCUCAAGAAUCCGAAUCGAAUCACAAGAGACGCAAGUCCACAUCAGUCGCUGCGGCCAAGGCGAGGGAAAACCUCACGGAUGACCAGAAGCGGGCGAAUCACAUUAAGAGUGAGCAAAAACGCAGAACUUUGAUACGGGAGGGGUUUGAAGAUCUGGGCGAGCUGGUGCCUGGACUUAGGGGCGGCGGAUUUAGCAAGAGCGCCGUGCUUGUUAUGGCUGCGGAGUGGCUGGAAGAUCUACUUAGAGUCAACCAGGUGUUGCAGAAUCGGGUUGACCAAAUGGAGGGGGGUGACUGCUAG